This is a messenger RNA of Bursaphelenchus xylophilus (pine wood nematode), 6600 nucleotides long. Lineage: Eukaryota; Metazoa; Nematoda; Chromadorea; Rhabditida; Aphelenchoididae. The record is from the annotation of a GenBank genome assembly.
AUGAUUGUUUUUUGCUGUUUCGCACUACUCAUUACAAUCUGUAAGAGGCCGGACAAAGAAUAAACAAAAGUUUAGGUUGUGCGUUGCAUUGUCCGCGCAACGUUCCGUACUUUUCGACCGCUGCUUGUGUUCCAAAUCCAAGUUUGAGUCAGCCCAGGUGUCCGCAUGGGUAUAGAUGUAGGCCGGCGAAGGAAUCGGCGGACUCCAAGGAUGUGUUCUUCAUUUGUUGUGAUUCCAGCGAUAUGCAAGUGGCAGAUUGUAAGAGAAAACCUUUUUGGGCCCAAAAAUUAACAAAAAAUUUGAAAUUUUUGGAAAAAAUGGGUAAAAAAUACAGUAAUCCCUCAAAAAAAUUUUUUCAUUAGGCCUUAUAUUCUUUAUAAAAUACGCUGUCUAAUUUUGAUUUUUCAAAAAAUAUAAAAAAUGCAUUAUUUUAGACUUCCUUGAGGCCCAAAUUUCCCCUCAAUUCGUCCCUCAAAUACCCUUUACAAUCCUACGAUCUGCGGUGUUGUUGGAUCAGAAAUCAGGUCAACGAGUGAUUGUCGAGGAGUUUGACGGAGAAAUCUCGGGAGCGGACCGAGUUGUAAACGAUUCUGCAAGUUACGACCGAUUGGAUUUUGUCCAAUUCGAAAGGGAAAUUGACCCAAAUGCUGGGAGAUUUCUGCAUUUUCUUGUGGCUAGAGGUGGGUUUUAUAAUAAUGUCAUGCGAUUGGGGCGAACUAUGGGCAACUACUUAGAUUUAAAAGGCAAACGACAAAAAAUUUUUUGUUGAUUUUUGAUUUUUUCAUGGUAAGAGUACCCUCGGUAUGAUCGGUAUAUUUCUCUGAAAUUUUCACUGUAUGAUCUGCGUACGUCACACUUCAAUUGCUAAAAAUUUUACUUUGAAAUACAGGGUGACAAAUAAAAAAUGCAACUUUUUUUCAUGGGUCCUGCCGCGAAAAUGUUUAGGUGUAGCGAAAUAUUUUUUAUACCAUUAAAUUCUCCGUGUUUUUCUGUCCUAGUCUUUUGAUUUUCAUGCCCAUAUCGAUUGAUUAUCAUCUUUGUAUUGAGUGUCAAACAGAGGGACCUCGAUUUUAAACCUGUCUCGGGAAGAAAAAGGACAGUGUGAGAUUGCUAAACUGCUCGGUGUAGGAAAAUCUGCUAUGCCAAAAGCCACCAAACGAAUCCACGAGCUUGGCCACGAUGUUAAGUGUCCAGGAAAUAGAAGAAAGCGCAUCUUGAACACUUCUGGCAACUUUGAGAUCAUCAAAAAGCGAGUGAAGCAAAAUCUGAUGGUGUCCAUGAAAAAGAUUGCCCGGCAGACCGUCAUCAACACAACAGCUGGUCGAUGAAUGGCCAGUAAUGCACCAUAGCGCAAGCCUAACAAGCUCCAAAAGACCUAGCGCCUCACGGAACACUACAAGCAAGUACGGCUCAAAAAAUGUCGAAAACUCAAGCGUCGCGCCGCAGCUCAGCGAUGAGAGAAGGUCCUGUUCGCGGAUGAGAAGUAUUUCAACAUCGAGCAGGCCUACAACCACCAGAAUUGCAGGAGUUGGACUGUUGAGAGUCAAAAACCGUCCGCCAUUUUUGAACCCAGUAAAAAUCCGACCUCUCAUGGCCUGGGGCAAAGUCUUGCGCCAGCGGCGUGAUAUCCUUGGUUUUCCUUGGUUUUCUUGGAUAAAGGGGCCAGAACCAAACCGAUAAGUCUACCAGCGACAUUUUGUACACCAUCGUGAUUCCGUGGGCUCAGUAGCACUUUGGCGGUUCAAAACAGACACCGUAGCAUGAUUCCCCCAUCAGCUAUAAAGCAAAAAAGACGCAAGGCCAGGAAAGGACCUGUUUUCCCGAUUUUAUGUGGUCUGCGAAAUGGCCGUCUACUCGCUGGAUCUGAAUCCGGUGGACUAUGUUUUUUGUUGAGUUAGAAGCCAGGACCUCUAGUUCACGCCAAAAAAGUUUGGAGCCGCUAAUUGAUUGCUGCGGUAAGAACGGAACCGAUUUCCCCAAAAAAAGCUUCGGCGAAUCGGCCAAAAUUUAAAGUCACGUUUUGAGCUCUAUCUCGGGGCCAAGAACAGCCACCUUAAAACUGGUCGAGCAUACUAUUAACAAUGCUCUAUGUUACUGAUAUUCACCGUUACUUUGGUUAAGUUUGGUGUUUUAGACAAAAUAUGGCCAUAAAUAUGAGUUGCAUUUUUUCUUUGUCACCCUGUAUAAAGGUGCGGCUGAGAUAUUCAACAAUCUUUACCAUCGAGAGAGUACAGUAAACAAAGAGAGACGGUCACUGAGGAAGACUUUUUUGGACUUAUUUUUUGUUUCUGUUUCAAAAUUUGCAAAGAAAUUAUUGUCAAUCCAUCUAUAAAUAAUGAUGAUUUCUGCAAAGACAGCUAAAAAUUUCAUUGUAACAUACGCCAAGGACCAUUUUUCGAAAAAAGUUUUCAGGGGUUCUAACACGCCCAACACAAAUUCAAAUGUACUACGAUUACCCGAAUUUUGGAGCAGAUUGGACUAACGUUACCGAGAUGGAUAACCGAUUACGACGGGGCUUCAUCGAGUUCACAACUAAUGAAACAGUUGUUCAACAACAAUUUUGUAAGCAAAUUUACAUUGCUUUCUAAAGACAAUAUUUUUGUUAAAAAUUUAUACAAAGCUCGACUUUUCAAUUAUUUGUAAUCAAUAUUUACAGUAUUGAUUACUUAUUUUGUAAUUAAUUUUAUACCGUACUUUAGAUCGAGAUAUGUUUAUCAUCCUGUCUUUUCGAACGGAAGAGCCGUUGGGAGCUUCGAGGGACGCGGAAACACAACUGGAUAGAGUUUUGGAAACGACGAAUGGAGAUUUGAGUCGUUUACUGAGCCAUGAACAUUUCGGGAAUCGGCUGGGAGCUCCGAUUGGAGGAUUUUUCUUUCAUGUAAGUUUCAGCUAUUGAUAGUUACAGAGGCAGCCGGGAUAUGAGUAAGGCAGCUGUAGAAGGAAUAACCCCAAAUUUUUUCACGCAAAAUUCCGCAAAAUAGCGCCGUAUAUUGACCCACUUUUACUAGGGAAGUGUACAAACGAACCCUCACCAAAUGGCAAGUGUUAUACACCAUUGGAAAGCCCUUGAAAAAUGGUAAAAGGUACCAUUUUCAUUUUUUGCAGAAUGCCCCAGGGCAAAAAGUUAUAAACGGUUCAUUUGUCCCUUAAGUAGUUGAAAUAUCUGCUAUGGGGCAAAAUGAAUGUUAUUUCAAAACGCUAAAUGGUAAAUAUUGCUACUAGGUUGGCCUAAGAAUCAUUAUGAAGUUUGGCGCUUGCCAGUAAAACCGUUUUACAUAUGAUAUUUACUGGUUUUAAACACCCAUAACGUGAAAAAACACUUUUCACUUUUUUUAAUUUUGAAAAACAUGUAAGUUUGAUGGUUUUAACCGUAAUCGACCGUUUUCUAGAAAAAUUAAAGCGUUUGUAAAAGUUUAAAACGCGUUUUACUACAAAUCGUAGUUUGGCCCGGACAUUGUUAAAAUCGGUGUCUCAGAAUUUAACGAAACUUGGUAGAUUUAAUCACUGCUAGGCAUAGAACAUUCGCUUUCUUUAAUUUUUCCCAAAAUCACCAUAUGACGGAUUACUGUAACUUUCUUCCUCAAAAAAGAUGUGCCCUAAUCGUGAAAACGAAGCUGUAUUUUAGUGCAAAUUGAGUUUAGAUGUAUGUUUUCGACCAUGUUGAACAUUUUUGUAAUUAUCACCAAAAACUAAAAAUUACAUCUAAGUUAUGUUACACUUGAGGCAACAUACCAUUUCGGGUGUAAAAAAUGCAGUUUUGAGGUGACGCAGAUUUUGAAACCGGAAUAUUAAACUUCAAGCCUUGUCUAAUAAACCAUAAAAAUUUCAGAAAAAUCAAAUGUAUAGUUUUUGAGAAAUUGGACAUUGAAUGACUCAUGUGCAAUAUCACCUUGACCCGAAAAAAACUGGCAUUCUUGGGGUUUUGACCUGACGCAGAUUUUGAAAGUUUCCAAUACAUUCUUAGCACAUUUUAGGAGGAUAUGGAAAGUUUCAGAGGAAUAAAAUGUAUAGUUUUUGAGAAAUCGGCCGAAAUACCUUGUUUUAGGUCAUCAGAUGCCCGAAAAAAACUGGCAUUCUUGGGGUUUUGACCUGACGCAGAUUUUGAAAGUUUCCACUACAUUUUUAUCACAUUUUAGGUGGAUUUGGAAAGUUUCAGAGGAGAAAAAUGUAUAGUUUUUGAGAAAUCGGCCGAAAUACCUUGUUUUAGGUCAUCAGAUGCCCGAAAAAAUCUGGCAUUCUUAGGUUUUUGGCUAGGCGCAGAUUUUGAAAGUUUCCACUACAUUUUUAUCACAUUUUAGGAGGAUACAGAAAGUUUCAGAGGAAAAAAAUGAAUAGUUUUUGAGAAAUCGACCAAAAUACCUUGUUUUAGGUCAUCAGAUGCCCGAAAAAAUCUGGCAUUCUUAGGUUUUUGGCUAGGCGCACAUUUUGAAAGUUUCCAAUACAUUUUUAUGACAUUUCAGAAGGAUAUAGAAAGUUUCAGAGGAAAAAAAUGAAUAGUUUUUGAGAAAUCGACCAAAAUACCUUGUUUUAGGUCAUCAGAACACAGAAUCGUAGCCAUCGGCUUACAUUUGACAAAAGUUUUGCAGAGAGCUCGAAUUUAUUAGUGACAAUUUGGAGAAAAAAACAGUAACACGCAUAUAUCUCGAAAAAAAAGAUGCCGAGGAAAAUUGGUCGAAUUUUCCAGCAACUUGACCUAUAACAGGUUCACCUUGGUCGAUAUCUCAAAAACUAUUUUCCUCUGAAACUUUCUAUAUCCUCCUGAAAUGUCAUAAAAAUGUAUCGGAAACUUUGAAAAUCUGCGCCUAGCCAAAAACCUAAGAAUGCCAGUUUUUUUCGGGCAUCUGAUGACCUAAAACAAGGUAUUUUGGCCGAUUUCUCAAAAACUAUACAUUUUAUUCCUCUGAAACUUUCCAUAUCCUCCUAAAAUGUGCUAAGAAUGUAUUGGAAACUUUCAAAAUCUGCGUCAGGUCAAAACCCCAAGAAUGCCAGUUUUUUCGGGCAUCUGAUGACCUAAAACAAGGUAUUUUGGCCGAUUUCUCAAAAACUAUACAUUUUUUUCCUCUGAAACUUUCCAAAUCCUCCUAAAAUGUGAUAAAAAUGUAGUGGAAACUUUCAAAAUCUGCGUCAGAUCAAAACCCCAAGAAUGCCAGUUUUUUUCGGGCAUCUGAUGACCUAAAACAAGGUAUUUCGGCCGAUUUCUCAAAAACUAUACAUUUUAUUCCUCUGAAACUUUCCAUAUCCUCCUAAAAUGUGCUAAGAAUGUAUUGGAAACUUUCAAAAUCUGCGUCAGGUCAAAACCCCAAGAAUGCCAGUUUUUUUCGGGCAUCUGAUGACCUAAAACAAGGUAUUUCGGCCGAUUUCUCAAAAACUAUACAUUUUAUUCCUCUGAAACUUUCCAUAUCCUCCUAAAAUGUGCUAAGAAUGUAUUGGAAACUUUCAAAAUCUGCGUCAGGUCAAAACCCCAAGAAUGCCAGUUUUUUUCGGGUCAAGGUGAUAUUGCACAUGAGUCAUUCAAUGUCCAAUUUCUCAAAAACUAUACAUUUGAUUUUUCUGAAAUUUUUAUGGUUUAUUAGACAAGGCUUGAAGUUUAAUAUUCCGGUUUCAAAAUCUGCGUCACCUCAAAACUGCACUUUUUACACCCGAAAUGGUAUGUUGCCUCAAGUGUAACAUAGCUUAGAUGUAAUUUUUAGUUUUUGGUGAUAAUUACAAAAAUGUUCUACAUGGUCGAAAACAUACACCUAAACUCGAUUUGCACUAAAACUGAGCUUCGUUUUCUCGAUCAGGGCACAUCUUUUUUGGGGAAGAAAGUUACAGUAAUCCGUCAUACGGUAAUUUUGGGCAAAAACAAAGAAAGCGAAUGUUCUAUGUCUAGUGUUGAUUAGAUUGACCAAGUUUCGCUAAAUUCUGAGACACCGAUUUUAACAAUGUCCGCCCCCUGUUAGGCUAACCUCCAAAGUGUUGCAAAACUUGUUUUAACUCAAAUAUUAUCCUAGCUGUAAGAACGCAAAAUUUUUUUGCCCAAGCUGGGAAUCGAACCUGUCUUGGUUUGGCUUAUCAGCCUGCUCAGCAACCACUGCACUAUUGAAGCAACUCUCUUCGAGGAUUUUUAUCUGCUCAAGAGAAAGAAAGAUUUUUGUUGCGAAAUGACCUAAAAAUAAUGAAAUUUACAGUAUGUCGUCGCGGAAAGGCAUUCUGCAAAAAAUGAAAAUGGUGUCUUGCACCAUUUUUCAAGGGCUUUCCAAUGGUGUAUAUCACUUGCCAUUUGGUGAGGGUUCGUUUGUACACUUCCCUAGUUAGACAAAAAAAUCUCGGUUGUUUCUGCAAAGCGCGAGCUAGAAAUCUUACAUGCGACUUCGAAGAAAUUUAUCUGGCUCUGUGAGAAGUCUCAUAAAACUCUGAGCAUCGCAUUUCACGGAUUUGGAAUAUUGAAAAAUUCAAAAAUAUAUAAAUUUUGAAUCUCUUUACAAUGAUUUUCAGCUAACAAGCCGAGGAACGGUGUUUGGCAAACGGAAAGACAACCCCAACAAUUUCGCUCCUGCCACAUCCCUGACCAUUUUUACUGCGAUUUCACUGCCAAUAGGAUUUAUUUUGUUUGUAUGA